CAGCAUCUCUCUUUUUCCACGCAAACAGCCAAAUAAAAGAAGAAGAAGAAGGAAAACAGAGACAGAACUCCAUGGAAGAAGAGCUUCACCAAGCAGCCCUGAAGGGCUCCGUACCUGCUCUCCUCGAACUCCUCAGACAACACCCUCAUAUCCUCAACGGCACCCCAUCUCUCUCCGACACCCCCUUACACGUCGCCGCCAUUCUCGGCCACUCCGCCUUCGCCGCCGAGUUACUCACCCGGAGCCCCGAACUCGCCUCCCGGCUCAACCUCCAAGGCUCCUCGCCGCUCCACCUGGCAGCAGCAAAAGGGUGCGUGGAGAUAGUCAAGAGUCUGGUGCUGGUCAACGCUGAUCUGGGCUUGGUCUGGGAUCGGGAUGGGUUGACUCCUCUGCAUCUGGGGGUGAUCAAGGGCCGGGUUGGGGUGGUGGCCGAGUUGGCCCGGGUUAGACCGGAGGCGGCUCGGGUGUUGACUCAGGGAGGGGAGAGUGGGUUUCACUUGUGUGUGAAGCAUCAUAGGUUUGAGGUGUUGAAGGUUUUGGUGGGGUGUGUUGGGAAAGAUGAUGACUUUGUGAAUUGGAGGGAUGGGGAUGGCAACACUGUUUUGCAUGUGGCUGUGGCCAAGAAGCAAUUAGAGGUGAUAAAUUACUUGCUGGAUAAUACAAAGAUCGAAGUAAAUGCCCAAAAUUCAAAUGGCUUCACCGCAUUGGAUGUCUUAUCGCAUAGUACUAGAGAUUUACGAGACUUGGAAAUCAAAGAAUCCCUUCAAUAUUCCGGAGCUUCAAAAUUUAUUAAGAAGGCACCGUCUGUUAUGUUUGAUCAAGAUACAGUGCAAGUUCCUACCACAAUGCAGCCACUGAUGUCAAAGAGGAGGAGUUUAAGGCAACUAGUAUUUAAGCCGAAGCAGAAAGAAGUUGAUUGGUUGGGUAGGAAACGAAGUUCGUUAAUGGUUGUGGCUUCACUAAUUGCUACAGUGGCAUUUCAGUCUGCAAUAAACCCGCCAGGUGCUGUUUGGCAGUCGGACUAUCUGGAAGAUAGCAAUGGCAACCCUGUGGAUAAACCACACCAUGCUGGGCAGUCAGUGAUGGCCGAUACAGAACCAAGUCUGUAUGGACUGUACAUGAUUUCCAAUACACUUGCUUUCCUUUCAUCACUGAGCAUAAUUCUAUUACUUGUGAGUGGAUUGCCUAUGAAGCGGCGCAGAUGGAUGUGGAUUCAGAUGGUGAUCAUGUGGGUUGCAAUCACAGCGCUAACAGCUACGUAUUUUAUUGGACUGAUAUUUAUGACACCACAACAGCAGAAGGGGGGUUACCUGUAUCAUGUGACCCAAGUUUCUGUGCUUGUAUGGAUGGCACUGAUGGGGAUCGUGUUUUUUGGUAAUGUUGUUCGGGCAGCAAGAUGGCUACUUAGAAAGUAUGGAUGCAUGAAGAAGAAACCUAGAGAUGAUUCGCUUGAUGAAGAUUAUGACAUUGAUGACCUUUGAAAGAGGAGAUUAAGCUACGAUGUCCGAGUCUGGAAAUGCUGGUCUUCUUGUUGCAACGGAGGUAUCUUCUCCAAAUUAGGACAUCCUUUUCUCAUUUUCCUUCAGAAAAUCAGUUACAUGCAGAUGAUGUUCAAGUCGUUUGAAAGGCGUGUAUUGCAAUUAUUUUUCUUGAAUAUAGUUGCUACUUCAGUGUGUCAAUAUACAUCACUCCUGUAAAUCAUGCGUGAGAAUUUUAUAGCAGCAGCGGCUGCGGAAGUUUUGAUAGUGUAAAAUCUGUUCAUAGCGCAUUGGCUGGGAAGAGUGAUUGAAAAUGGCAGUUGUAUACUUCUGUACUUGCUUUACAAAACAAGUUCUUUCAUUCCUAUAUUGAAAUUAUUGAGAAUAAUCCGUGUUAUUCACGGUUUGGCAGUA
This is a messenger RNA of Rosa chinensis, 1892 nucleotides long. RefSeq names its product ankyrin repeat-containing protein BDA1. NCBI's taxonomy places the organism in Eukaryota, Viridiplantae, Streptophyta, Magnoliopsida, Rosales, Rosaceae. Gene Ontology annotation, molecular function: protein binding. The record is from RefSeq and is a predicted model, not a curated record. Bases 72 to 1481 code for a protein of 469 amino acids. The transcript is spliced from 2 exons.